This is a messenger RNA of Anoplophora glabripennis (Asian longhorned beetle), 386 nucleotides long. Its product is annotated as peritrophin-1-like. Gene Ontology annotation, cellular component: extracellular region. NCBI's taxonomy places the organism in Eukaryota, Metazoa, Arthropoda, Insecta, Coleoptera, Cerambycidae. The record is from RefSeq and is a predicted model, not a curated record. The coding region runs from base 60 to 350 and encodes 96 amino acids. The transcript is spliced from 2 exons. Gene Ontology annotation, molecular function: chitin binding.
UAUAUAUCUAUUUAGAAUUGUUGCAUUGGUGGUGAAGUAAUCCAAAACCAGAAUUCAACAUGCAGAAACUUAUUAUUAUUUUUGUCUUCGCAAUUUUUGCUUAUGCAUUAGCAGUUGAUUGUCCGGCUGAAGACGGCGAAAUACCCGUGUAUUACCCCCAUGAGACAGAAUGCGGAAAGUUCUACGAAUGCCAUAAUGGAGAAGCCGCCCUUCUUGAUUGCGCACCUGGAAGUUAUUGGGACUCGCGACAGAAUACUUGUAGCAGUGAAGUAAAUUGUGGUGAUUUGCUGACUUCGACUGCCCCACCACCCACCACAGAGUCCGACAGACGUACAACAGACUCGGAAUAAUUUAUAAUAAUAAUAUAUAAUAAAAACCUAAGUUUA